UAAUAUAAUUCAAUAAACGAAAUUUAGUUAAAAAACAAUACAAUAAUUCAGAUAACAAUACAUUAGAACUUUGAAAAACAGAAACUAUUAUUUUUACACAGAGCAUCAUUCAUGCUUCGUUCAUUUAGCUACCAUUACGCAACAUAAUAUUCUUUGGAUAAAUAGUAGUUAGAAAGCUGCCUUUGCCAGUGCUCGCGCUCAGAGAAAAAUAAAAAAAAUAAAAUUAAAAACGCGCCAAAACGAAAAAGAGUGAAUUCGUGUAAUUGGGACUUACUUUGUGUACUAUUAUAAUUUAUUUGUUUUCUAUUUAAUAUUUGGUGUUUAGUUUUAAAUUAUUUUUAUAAAUUAAAUUAUAACUACAAUUAAAUUACAAUUAACUCCUAAUAAAAUUAAUUACAUCGUUUAAAAAAUCUAUACAGCAGUUGAAAAAAAAAUAAUGGCACUGUGCAAUGGCGUCAAUGGAAUACCGUACGAGGUUCGAACAUCAGGUGAACUUGGACGCUAUCUCGUCGCGGCCCGUGACCUGACUCCUGGGGACUUGGUGCUGACUGAAAGACCUCUAGUCUUUGGGCCCAAAGCUAUGCCGAAUCCAGAAGCCAGCAUGCCUUGUGUGGGGUGCUAUAAACCAGUCUCCACUGAUGUGGGAGAAAGAUGUUUUAGAUGUGGUUGGCCUGUAUGCUCCGGUAACUGCCCAGGUCUAACAGACCCCAGACACCAUGGAGUAGAAUGUCAUAUUCUCAGCGCAAGACCAGAGUGCGUGCUAAGCAACAUGGCUGAUUAUUACAGACAUGACGCUCUUCUAUCUCUCCGAUGCAUUUUACUUCAGAAAACAGAUCUCAAAUUGUGGGAAAAGCUUCUAGAAAUGCAAUCUCAUAUGGAAUGCCGCAUACCUGGCAGCGAAACUUAUGAUGAAGCUAAUGAAUAUAUUGUAGAGUAUCUAAUGAACAAUUUCAUAUCAAAAUUACAAGAUGAAAUUAAGAACAAGUACAUGCCAGAAGUUUCAUCUGCCCUUAUUCACAGAAUAUGCGGUAUUAUUGAUACAAAUGCACUUGAAAUACGUCUUUCGGAGGGCACUGAAUUACUUGCAUUAUAUACAAACACAUGCAUAAUGGAACACAGUUGUAUACCAAAUACAAAACAUACGUUCAUCUUACAGCAAUCACCUAAAAACCGAAAUGAUUUAUAUAGAAUCACAGUUAAAGUUGUUGUUCCGGUACAAAAGGAACACCAUAUAACUACUAUGUAUACUCAUGCAUUAUGGGGCACUCAAGCAAGAAGACAACAUUUAAAAGAUACAAAGUAUUUUGCUUGUAAGUGCACAAGAUGCAGUGAUCCUACAGAAUUAGGUACUUAUUUGAGUGCUAUGAAAUGCCUCGGGGAUGGAAAUAAAGUGUGUGAUGGAAUACAUCUACCGGAAGAUCCUUUAGAUGAUGAAACGGAAUGGGCUUGCAACAAAUGUCCCAUUAAAAUAAAUAAUUCUCAAGUAAAUAUGCUUAUUACGCAGAUGGGAGAAGAAGUAGAGAACGUUCAAAUGGUUGGUGGUUCUGUACUAAUUUUAGAAAGUUUGCUUUGUAGAUUGUCCACAUUUCUGCAUCCAAAUCAUUAUCACUUGUAUACUAUAAAACAUUCUUUGAUACAAUUAUAUGGUAGACAGUCUAGUUACAUGUCCAUUGAAAUAUUGGAGAAAAAAAUAAAGAUGUGUAAAGAUCUGAUUCUUAUAACAAAAACUUUAGAUCCAGGAAAUGCUAGGCUUAGUUUAUACAAUGCUGUGUUACACCAUGAGUUACAUUCAGCUUUGGUAUUAAAAUUAAAAGCGAACAUUGAUUGUUCAAAGAAGAAUAUUGAUAACAUAGUACCUAUAUUAACUGAGGCUAAAUCAGCAAUUGAAAUUGCUUUAGAAUCUCUAAAAGAUGACAUUGACGAGACUUCUGGAAAGAAAUUGUUUGAAGUAAUCAAGAGGAGUAAAACUAGUUUUGAUAAAUAUUACAAAAAAAGAAUGUUACAUUGUAAAUAGUUUUAAUAAGUAUUUAACAAUUAAUUUAAUAAAGAUUUUAUACAA
Molecule: messenger RNA, 2059 nt
Organism: Galleria mellonella (greater wax moth)
Lineage: Eukaryota; Metazoa; Arthropoda; Insecta; Lepidoptera; Pyralidae
Gene: SmydA-5
Product: SET domain-containing protein SmydA-8
Exons: 6
Coding region: 437-2014 (525 amino acids)
Source: RefSeq, a predicted model, not a curated record